AGCAGAUAUUCCCCAGAGGGGAUGCUGAGCGGAAGGAGCUCUCUGCAGACUCUGCUAAGUCUUCUGUGCAUAUCUGUAUCUCCGACACUCCCCUCUCCGAGGUCAGAAUCCUAUGGCUCCCGAAAUGAAGUCCUGCUGAUCUUCUCCUGGUUGGCUCGAUCCACCAUGCCUUGCGAUGCUCCCCCUCUUGGGGCUUGUCUGCUCUUCCUGCUCUGCUCUGUCCUGGCCUCAAAGAACCAGAUCUUGGGCCGAGUGGGAAACACGGUGGAGCUGCCGUGCCUUAGAGAGGGAAAUGUAUCCCGGACCCGGCAGCAGGUGAACUGGAGCCGUACUCUGCAAGGCGUUGUCCACCAGCUGGCAUCUGUGAAUGUGAGCAAGGGGGAGUGGCCUGGCAAGCAGGUAACCCUGAUCUAUGACGACGUCCUUUACCUCCUGCUUCACAAUGUGUCCUCGGAUGACGCUGGGGGCUACCUGUGCGUCGCCGGGAAUGGGAGUGUGUGGGCCACUUUGGUGUGCAUCCAGAACCACACAGGUGGUGUUGGACUUUCAGAGGGAACUAAUAUACCUUGGACAUGUGAGGGGUUCGAAAUUCAGCUAGUAAACGUCUCUCGGAACAGCUGCCUCUCCCUCGGAGACACAGCCGUCCUCAGCUGCCCUCAGGCCGCCAAACCUCCGUUCCACUUGUUACACCGAGGGAUGGAGCCCGGAAAACAGCGCUGCUCGUCGAUCUUCGGCAGGGUGAACCUGCAUCCAGGGUAUGGUCUGCGACUCAGCAGGGGCUGGCCCCUCCUCAUCCUCCGCCUGCAGCAAUCCGGCUACUACUUCUGCAGUCCUGAUGGUCUCAAAUAUAGUGUGGAUCUCGUCCAGCGAUCAGAUAUCCUGGACUUCCCACUGAGUUUGUGGAUUCCUCUGACCACGGUCUUCCUGACAGUGUGUGUCUACGCCUUGUGUGUCACCCUGUCCUUCACUAUCCGUCGCAGUUAA
This is a messenger RNA of Mobula hypostoma (lesser devil ray), 984 nucleotides long. RefSeq lists its product as uncharacterized. Bases 22 to 984 code for a protein of 320 amino acids. NCBI's taxonomy places the organism in Eukaryota, Metazoa, Chordata, Chondrichthyes, Myliobatiformes, Myliobatidae. The record is from RefSeq and is a predicted model, not a curated record. The transcript is spliced from 5 exons.